AUGACAAAUACUUUAAUUUUUGAAUAGCUCAAGUAGCAUGAAAACUGGUCUUCAAUAUUAGAUAUUUGUUUACAAGUCAUCUUAAAGGAGAAAAAUAACCAAACAGAUUUCUCAUAAGUUAAAACUAACUUGUAAAGAUAAGACAAAGUCCUUGCCACAAAGCUUAUAAAAUGUUUAAAAGAAUUAGCUGUUUGCAGUAAAUCAGCACUCAAAGAAAAUUUAGAAAAUAUUGGGUCAAUAAGCGCUGACAUAAAAAAUUACCUAUACGAGCAUAUCCUUUCAAAUAUAUAUAUGUCAAGACAAUUAAAUAACUACUAAUUGAUUAAAUAUCAUUUUGACCCAAAGAAAUCCCUUGCAUCUGAUAGUUAGGUCGUUGAAACAAGAAAAUCUAAUUGUCAUGAUAUUAAUUCAUUUAUUUUUGAUCUUGCAAAAAUAGAGUGGAAAGUAGAGGUCACUUUAUCUUCAAUCAAGAUGAAAAAAAUAUUAAGACCUGCUGUUCUGCUUACUUUUCAUACUAAAUAAGGAACUACAAAGACUUUUUACUUAGAUAUAUAUUAGUUUUAAGAGCUAAGAAAAAACCUUGCUUUAGUUAUGCGUUAAAUACAUCAAAUUGAAUUAAAGUGA
Tetrahymena thermophila SB210 is the source of this 624-nucleotide messenger RNA. RefSeq names its product HCaRG protein. Gene Ontology annotation, cellular component: nucleus. The transcript is spliced from 3 exons. The record is from RefSeq and is a predicted model, not a curated record. NCBI's taxonomy places the organism in Eukaryota, Ciliophora, Oligohymenophorea, Hymenostomatida, Tetrahymenidae.